AUGUGUCCUCUCCAACGCCCAAGGCCCCUUUUGCAGCCGACAACCACCACCUCAAAUUCCUCCGGUUUCUCUUCAGUACCACAUUCCCACGCACAAGCUCCCUUCGACUCAUUUCUUUGCUACUCUCAUAGUCCGAUCGUUCUCUCUCCGUCUAUCUAUCUUUAAUACGUGUUCUUUUUUUUGAAAAAAUAAGAAAGAUGGUAGUGUUUCCCUCGUCUUCUGUCAAGCCUAGGUGGAAUGGUGUAGGUUCAUACUGACGUUUUCUUUUGUCCUCCACGUUACAGUCUUCCUCCCCUCGCGCGACUUCCCCUACCGCCGCCGCCUCCGGAUCUGAAGGUGGUGCUCGCUCAGCUAGACCUUCAUCGCCUACUCCCCCUGGUGGACCCAAGACCGCCAUCCGCCGACGAAAUGCCGCUGACAGAGCCGCGCAGGCGGCAAAUGCCCGUCCGGCCAGCACCAGAGCUGCUGGAGCUGGAGGCAGCUCUAGCACUAUGUUGAGUACGUUUGUUCUCUUCCUUCCUUUCUUCCUUCCCGAUGAAAAGGGCGUGAAAGUGCUGGUGGUUGGCAGUGUGCUAAUUAGUUUUUUAUUUUUUUAUUUUUAGAGCUCUACACCGAUGAAUCUCCCGGACUCAAGGUUGAUCCUGUUGUCGUUUUGGUCCUCAGCUUGGGCUUUAUCUUCAGUGUUGUUGCUAUGCACGGUAAGCCCUUAUGCUUGGUAUCUUGGGAGUUUUUUCUCUUUUCGUGAACCUAGUGGCUUACUACUGUUGCUAUUGUAGUCAUUGCCAAGAUUAGCAGGAAAUGGGCGGUUUAAGAUUGAUCGGUAUUCUUUUUUUCUUUUCUCGGGCUCUCUUUUUCUAAAACGGUUGGAAUGUGGGUGAUUGGUGCUGGGUAGGGGGUUUACUUGUGUACAUCGGGCUGCUGAAUAUAUAAUUGAGACAAAAGC
Messenger RNA from Tuber aestivum (summer truffle), 943 nucleotides. NCBI's taxonomy places the organism in Eukaryota, Fungi, Ascomycota, Pezizomycetes, Pezizales, Tuberaceae. The record is from the annotation of a GenBank genome assembly.